AUGUUGGUGUCUGUUGAGUUAUUUCAUGCUCAUAGUAACAAUCUCUUAGGUUCAACUCCUAUGUCCAUUGGAAACUUGAGCAAGUUAACUGAUUUGGAACUUAGUACAAACAAAAUAGUUGGGUCCAUCCCCAUUGAGAUUGGGCAGCUUAAAUCACUCACUACCCUUUAUUUUAAUGGUAACCGACUCACUGGUUCAAUUCCUGUGUCCAUUGGAAACUUGAGCAAGUUAACUGAUUUGCAACUUAGUGUAAAUAAAAUAGUUGGGUCCAUCCCCAAUGAGAUUGGACGGCUUAAAUCACUUACUAUCCUUUAUUUGAAUGAUAACCAGCUCACUGGCCCAAUUCCUGUGUCCAUUGGAAACUCGAGUAAGUUAACUGAUUUGGAACUUGGUGGAAACAAAAUAGAUGGGUCCAUCUCCAAUGAGAUUGGACAGCUUAAAUCUCUUGAAGAGAUUUACUUGUCUGGGAACCAUAUUAGUGGCUCAAUUCUUGCAUCCAUUGGAAACCUUACAUCCCUCGCCAUCUUCAGUUUGUUCGCUAACAACAUUACAGGAUCCCUUCCUCCUGAAAUGAAUAACCUUGCAAAUCUGGAAUACAUUUUUUUAAGCAAUAACUUCUUGUAUGGCUCUCUUCCAGAAAAUAUUUGCCUGGGUGGAAGACUUAAAAGGGUUGCGAAACUUUAUCUGUCCUCCAAUCUUCUUGUAGGAAAAAUUCUAGAGGAAUUGGGCCAAUUGAGAUUGCUUUACGUUCUUAAACUCAAUAAUAUUACACUUUCUGGAAAUGUUCCUACACAAACCGGGAUGUUUUUUGACCUUCAACAGGUUGACCUUGCAGACAACAAAUUGAGUGGACUAUUUCCCAAACAUUUGAAGCUGUGUACAAACCUACAAUGGUUGAACUUGAGAAACAAUAGAUUCAAUGGGGUUGUUCCUUUUCAGAUUGGAAUUUUCAGUCUCUUCGAAAUGUUGAUCUAG
Molecule: messenger RNA, 975 nt
Organism: Ziziphus jujuba (common jujube)
Lineage: Eukaryota; Viridiplantae; Streptophyta; Magnoliopsida; Rosales; Rhamnaceae
Product: probable leucine-rich repeat receptor-like protein kinase At1g35710
Exons: 3
Coding region: 1-975 (324 amino acids)
Molecular function (GO): protein binding
Source: RefSeq, a predicted model, not a curated record